AUUAUGGGUGACAGUAAAGUACAUGACCUCACAUUGUACUUAUUUUUCAGUUCUAACUUUGACUGAAUCAUUUCCUUGGACAUUUGGUAGAAAUUUCAAGAGGUUUGGUCAUUACAAAAGAGAGAGAGAGUGAGAUAUAGGAAGAGAGUGUGAAAGGAGACACGAGAGCAAAGCUUUGUGGGUGAGCUUGAAUCAGAGAGAUGGCUAGGAACGCUGAUUAUCUUCGGUGCAAACAAGAACGCAAGAACGAAAGCUUCUUCAAGGUUGUUCAUAGUAUAAAUAUUUCUUCUGAAAACAUGAGAGCACUUCCUCAUGACUUUGUGAGAAGCUUCUCCGAUCAAGAGCUCUCACGUAAGAUAAAGAUAAGAGCGCAAUGGGGAAGCUCUUGGGAAGUAGGAAUCUCUAAAAACCCAAGAUUUUACUUCAUGGAGAAGUCCGGCUGGGAGAAGUUUGUUAGGGACAAUGCUUUGGGAAACAGUGAGUUUAUUACCUUCACUCACAAAGGAAAAAUGCACUUUACUGUGAACAUCUUUAAGCAAGAUGGGAAAGAGAUGAUGCAACCUCCAAAAUCCAGAGCCUUCUUGGCUUCUUCAAGUCGUAUCAAAACAGAACAAGAGGAAGAUGACAUGAAGGAAGAGGUAGUGGUAUCUUCUAACCGUGGCCCGACAACCGCAGCUGAAUCUAAAGGAAGAAAGCUCAACCUUGGGAAGAAGGCAGCUAAGGAAUCCCAAAAUUCUAAAAGGACCGAGAAAGUGGUUAAAGCACGAAGAGAUUACACUGGUGCAUCUUCAUCUACUGCUGCAGAAUUCACCAUCUUAUUCAAGCAAGGAUAUCUCAUAUUCCUGAGGAUCCCGAAUUCUGUUGCUAAGGAUCUUAUGCCGGAUGAGAAAACAAUAUUCAAGAUCCAUCACCCAAAUGGGAAGAAAUCAUGGAAUGUGGUUUUUCUGGUGAGGUUUGGAGCUUUCUCUGGUGGAUGGCGACGUUUGGUUAAAGAGUAUCCCCUUGCUGUUGGGGAUACCUGCAAAUUUUCAUUCAUCAAACCAGAUGAGCUACUUCUAGUUGUCUCCAAACCCUAAUGAUAAUGUAUGUUAGGGUGUCUUGGAGAAGAAGUUACUGAGUAAAACAACUUUCUGUUUAUUGGUGUUGUCUUAAGUUUUAUGUUACGACUUUAAGUUGGCAUCUGAACUUUGCUUUUUGUCUAUCAGAUGUAUCUCUGUAGCUUAAUAUGUUGGGACCAAUUAUCAAAUUAUCAUUAUAUAUAUGAAUAACCGUAGAAUCAAAUUA
Messenger RNA from Arabidopsis lyrata subsp. lyrata, 1284 nucleotides. RefSeq names its product B3 domain-containing protein At2g16210. NCBI's taxonomy places the organism in Eukaryota, Viridiplantae, Streptophyta, Magnoliopsida, Brassicales, Brassicaceae. Bases 201 to 1076 code for a protein of 291 amino acids. Gene Ontology annotation, molecular function: DNA binding. The transcript has 4 exons. The record is from RefSeq and is a predicted model, not a curated record.